AUGCUUCCUGCAUUAGUCGCCGUGUCCGGCCUGACCUUCCUCUACCUCUAUCAUGUCAAUCGAGGCAUGACCGGGGUUCCAGAGGAAAUCCGCCGUCUGUCUCCUCACCGCUGGACAGUUGAAGAGAUCAAGAACGCCUACGAGGAUGCGAUUCGUAACCCUGUGGACGUCGAAAGCAGUCUGCCUCCUAAACAGAAUCGCCGCUACAUUGUGAUUGGUGGAUCGGGACUUGUCGGAAACUGGAUUGUCACACAUUUACUUGCUCGCGGAGAGAACCCGGCAGCUAUUCGAGUUCUAGACCUUCAACCACCUCGUCAUGAGAUUCUCGACCAGGGAGUCACGUUCUUCAAGACCAACAUUGUCGACGAGGAGGCCGUCUCGAGCGCCUUUGCGCACCCAUGGCCUGAAGCCGUGGCAGCCCUGCCGUUGACCGUGUACCACAACGCGGCAGUCAUCCGGCCCGCCGAGCGUCACAAAGCUUUCCUAUCACGGUGCCGCAACGUGAACGUGACCGGCACCGUCAACCUGCUGAAUGCUGCCAAGAAGCACGGCGCAAGCUGUUUCAUUUCCACCUCAUCCGGCUCCGUCGCUCUGCGCAGUGGCUCCUUCUGGCUCCCUCCCUGGCGGAAGACCCCUAAACACAUGGUCCAGGUGAUCAGCGACGCAACCCCUCUGCCGCAGGAACACUACGACUUCUUCGGCAACUACGCCGUCUCCAAGGCGGAAGCCGAGGCCCUCGUUCGUGCCGCGGACGAUCUCGAAUCCAACUUCCGCACCGGCUGCAUCCGACCCGCGAACGGCAUUUACGGAAUCGGGGAAGAAAACAGCGCAGGGGUGACAACGAUGUAUCUGAAGACCGGCGGAAACGCCAGCUGGAUCUACCCGGUCGUCCAAAACUUCGUCAACGCGGAGAACGUCUCGAUCGCGCACCUACUCUACGAACAACGCCUCCUCGAACACACGGCCACCCCCACAGAGCUCCCCAACAUUGGCGGACAGGCCUUCCUCGUCACCGACCCCAACCCGGCCAUCACCUUCAGCGACAUCUACCUCCUGCUCAAGACCCUGGCUAAGACCCCUGUCGAAUUCCCCCGGGUGCCGGCAAUUCCCUUUUUCCUGCUCUCCUACCUCGUCGAGUGGUACUCGCUCCUGCAGCAUCUGUACCUGCCGCGGCUGCUCCCGCCAGUGCCGAGCGACCUGGCGCAGCUGCAGCCGGGUCUGUUCGCGAUCUCGAACGUGCACGUCAUUGCGGACGAUUCGCGGGCGCGGAGGAGCCCCGCGCAAGGCGGGUUGGGGUACGCACCGCCGAUCGGGACCCUGUACGGGAUGUGCAAGCAGCUCGAGGAUUGGAACCGGCGGGCAGAUGUCAAGGCCGCGGCGGCCGCGGCGAAGAAGGGGAUGGUGAGUGUUUCGGAGGGUGGAGGGGUGGAUGUCAAUUUGGUUGUGCCUCCGACGAAAUUAUAG
Molecule: messenger RNA, 1464 nt
Organism: Aspergillus aculeatus ATCC 16872
Lineage: Eukaryota; Fungi; Ascomycota; Eurotiomycetes; Eurotiales; Aspergillaceae
Product: putative 3-beta hydroxysteroid dehydrogenase/isomerase family protein
Exons: 3
Coding region: 1-1464 (487 amino acids)
Biological process (GO): steroid biosynthetic process
Molecular function (GO): 3-beta-hydroxy-Delta5-steroid dehydrogenase (NAD+) activity
Source: RefSeq, a predicted model, not a curated record